AAUAACAUAAUCAGCUGUUUAUCUUCACUUGUCAAACUUUCGCAUCGAUUGGCAUCUUAUUGGAAUUUUAACAAAACUCACAUAAAUUGUCCAAAUAAAUACUAAUUUCCAAUGAAAUAUAACUAAACAUGGAAGUGUUUGAUAAAAAUAACAUAGAAGUGGUGCCGCAGUUUUACGAAUCGAAGAAACUUAGUACCAAAAAGAGUCGCAUCUAUGUAUAUAGUAAACAGAGAAGCUGCGUAUGCUGCCGAAUUACCGAAGUAGGAUUUAUAAAACUAAUAAACUGCAAACAUUGCGUGUUUUUAAAGCUUUACUUCCUUAAUCGAAUAAACUUUCAAAAAGCACUUGUGUGCCAUUACUGUCAUGGCGUUUUAAAAAUGAUAAGUGAUUUCAAAAGGCAAGUGGAGAGGAGCAUUCGGCCGAGCAGGGUGCCAAACCCUCCAAAAACGAUAUCGAAACUUCAAAAAGUUACGGUGAAUCUAAUAUCGAUCACGCCUGAACCACCGAUAAUUAUACAAGAUCAACCUAUAAUUAUACCUACAAUACCAAUCAUAACUAACGUAGGAAAUUUAAGUUUACCAAAUGUAUUAUUAACCACUGAUAAUGUUCAGAUGAUCUCGAAUGCCAUACCAGAGCAAAACACUUUGCAAAGAGAAGUACCGAUGUUGCAACUAAGUGGUUUUAAUGAUACCGGACAGGAAUGUAAUAAUAGUUGUAAUACUGAACAAUUUGGCACGUUAAAUAAUUGUAAUACUACACAAUUUGUCACAUUAAACAGUAUUAAUCCUCAACAAUUGGACACAUUGAAUUGUAAUGCUGCACAAGUUGACACAUUAAACAGUUGUAAUAAUCAACAAUUGGGCUCAUUAAAUAGUUGUAAUACUGCACAAGUUGACGCAUUAAACAGUUGUAAUCCUCAACAAAUCGACACAUUAAAUUGUAGUACUGCACAAGUUGACACAUUAAACAGUUGUAAUACUCAACAGUUGAACACAUUAAAUACUUGUAAUUCCGCACAAGUUGACACUUUAAACGGUUGUAAUAUUCAACAAUUUGUCACAUUAAACAGUUGCAAUGCUCAACAAUUUGACACAUUAAAUAGUUGUAAUUCUGGACAAUUUGUCACAUUAAACAAUUGUAAUACUCAACAGUUGGACACAUUAAACAAUUGUAAUAAUCAACAGUUAAACACAUUAAACUGUUAUAGUACUCAACAGUUGGACACAUUAAACGGCUGUAAUACUCAACAAUUUGUCACAUUAAACAAUUGCAAUGCUCAACAAUUUGACACAUUAAAUAGUUGUAACUCUGGACAAUUUGUCACAUUAAGCAAUUGUAAUACUCAACAGUUGGAUACAUUAAAUAAUUGUAAUACUCAACAGUUAAACACAUUAAACUGUUAUAGUACGCAACAGUUGGACACAUUUAACAUUUGUAAUACUGCACAAGUUGACACGUUAAACAGUUGUAAUACUGAACAAGUUGAUAUAAUAAACAAUUGUAAUACUGAAGAAUUUGACACAUUAAACAGUUGUAAUACUGAACAAAUAGAUACAUCAAACAGUUGUAAUACUGAACAAGUCGAUACAUUAAAUAGUUUGAACUCUGACUCACCUACUUUGCCAAUCAAUGUGACUAGUAAUCAAUUUGUGAUAGAAAGUUUGGGGCGGAAUGAGCCAAAAAUAGAUUCAAAUAUAGAAGUACCAGAAUUAUGUGGUAAUGAUGUACUUAAUACAUCUUAUGAAACGCCUCCUGUAAACCAAGAUUUCGAGUUCAUAGAGACGCCAAAUUUAAAAUCCUCUCCGCCCAUAUACAACAUACUCGGAGAGGUAGAGAAAGUGAUUCUGGGUAAACAGGAUAUGCAACUGGAGAGAGAGAGGAAGAAGAAUGAUGAUAAGUAUUUGAAAAAGGACUACAAAUGUGAAUUGUGCGUGCUGGGCUUCGACCUUAAGGAGAUAUUUAAAAAACACAUGAAAAAACAUGAUAAGAAUAAAGGCGCCUAUGUGUGCGAGGUCUGCCAAUGUGUGUAUGCGAAACAGAGAUCAUUAAAAAAACACUAUGGGGUUCACUAUACGAGAUAUCAAUGUAUGGUAUGCGGUUUAAGAUUCCGCCAAGAACACUUAUGCAUAUCGCAUUUUAAUAAAACGCAUAAAAAUGACGGCGAAACCGAACUAGCAGUCAUCUACACGUGUUCUAAAGUUCAUUGUCGAUUUACUACCACGAAUUACAACGAACAUAUAAAGCAUAGUCUUCAAGGACACGGGGAGGUACCUCGGUGUGAAGAGUGCAGGAGAUCGUACUCUAAUAUCUACAGCUUAAGGAUCCAUAUCGAACGCAUGCAUAAAAACACACUGCCUAAGUACGAGUGUAAGACGUGCAACAAGAAGUUUCGUUCCCAAGCCGGAUACAAUGUACAUUUGAAGACCAUACAUGAUCACAAACCACCCACAGUGCUGUCCUGUACGGUAUGCAAAAAAGAUUUCUACAAUUCCAAGAAGUUUAACAAACAUCUCAAGACGCAUAAAGCUAAUGAGCAUACAAAGCAAUUGAGUUUUAUCUGUGACUAUUGUGGGAAUAAUUACUUAAGGAAACAUCCAUUAAAAAUGCAUAUAGUCGAAGAACAUUUGAAAUUACGACAUGAAUGCAGUACAUGUAAUCAAAUGUUUAAUUUGAAGUCAUCUUUAACAAAUCACGUGCGUAACAAACACAAAAGGCUGCGGCCCCGAGAAAAUAUACUCUGCGAUUGCUGCGGGAAAAGUUUCAUGAAUACUUCAUCUCUGCAACGUCAUGUGGCGUCCCGAGUCGAGAGAUCAUUCUAAUGUGGCUUCAUACAAUGUCCUUGUAACAUACCAAAGAUAGACUAAUAAAAUAAUUUAAUAAU
Messenger RNA from Manduca sexta (tobacco hornworm), 2881 nucleotides. Its product is annotated as zinc finger protein 77. Bases 129 to 2819 code for a protein of 896 amino acids. Gene Ontology annotation, biological process: regulation of transcription by RNA polymerase II. The record is from RefSeq and is a predicted model, not a curated record. The transcript is spliced from 11 exons. Gene Ontology annotation, molecular function: DNA-binding transcription factor activity, RNA polymerase II-specific; chromatin insulator sequence binding; RNA polymerase II transcription regulatory region sequence-specific DNA binding. NCBI's taxonomy places the organism in Eukaryota, Metazoa, Arthropoda, Insecta, Lepidoptera, Sphingidae. Gene Ontology annotation, cellular component: chromosome; nucleus.